AUGUCUGGGCCUAGGACGCGGCUGCUCUCUCAAAAGGAGGUUCCUUCUGUAGCGGCCCUUCUACAAAGCGCUGGAGGAGUCGCUGUUGGCCCUAUCCUGAAUGCUACCAAGUUGAGGGCUCUUCUUCUGGCUGACGGCAAUUCAGCCCGGAAAUGGAAAGCCUUAGAUCUUUCGAACUGUAACAUCAGGAAGAUAGAGCUUUCUUUAGGCGAAGUUGCGGCUCUAGAUUUCGAAUGCCUGACGCAACUUGACAUGAAUGGCAACCUGCUCGUCUCGCUGGAUGGUCAUUCGCUACCGUUUCCCCAUCUGCAAGCACUGCGAGCGAGCAACUGCCGCAUCAACACCAUCACUAACUUUGGCUCCCACUUCCGGCUUCGCCAGUUGGACAUUAGCGGCAACCAGCUAACAAACGUAAUAAAUCUUUCCAAUACUCCUCUGCGUUUUACGCUUCGUGAGCUGAAUUUAGCUAGGAACAAAAUAAGCGAAUUCAAAGGCCUCGCUCCUUUGAGCACAUUCGAGUCCCUCGAGGUCUUGGAUUUACGGCAAAACCCUCUAUGCAAUUUUGGCAACGUUGCUGAGGGUUUUGCGCUAGUUUGUUGCGCAAAUCUUCGCCAGCUUAACGGCCACACAGUCUCACCAGAAGUGAGGGAGGCAGUAGACGCCUGGGCGGCGCAUGAAGCGUGCGGCCGCGCCACCGUGGCAACUGUGGAAGCUUUCCGGGAAACGCUUCAACAUCCAGAUGGACCUGCACUUCUGUGCUCAACAAGUCACCAGCCGAUGAAGGGACGCUUGAACAGAAUGCGACGGGCUAGGGGCGGAGCCGAGUUGCCAUAUACCAGCACAGUGGAUGCUUCCGUGAGUUCGGAUGCCGAUGUUUGUGAUUACGCAUGCCUCAAGGGGCAUGCACUGAAGGCGGAGGAUCGUCGGCAUUUCCACUCGUAUUCUUGCUUACAUUCGGAGUCCAACCAAGGGUUGCGCACCGUCAUGAAGCGAGCUGUUUCGCCUACAGCGCAUACAUGUGCGGACACAGCACGGAAAAUACCAGUUAGUGUUGGUUAUUCUUCGUCCGACGCGCAUACACCUGCAGCAAGUUGCCCUACCCAGCAUUGCGAGGGUACUACAGAGGAGUGUCAAGCAGGUACUGCCGGGGACUGCAAACAACGGAUUACGGAGUGCCCUUGGUGA
Messenger RNA from Eimeria acervulina, 1185 nucleotides. RefSeq names its product leucine rich repeat protein, putative. Gene Ontology annotation, molecular function: protein binding. The transcript is spliced from 6 exons. Lineage: Eukaryota; Apicomplexa; Conoidasida; Eucoccidiorida; Eimeriidae. Bases 1 to 1185 code for a protein of 394 amino acids. The record is from RefSeq and is a predicted model, not a curated record.